Nerophis lumbriciformis (worm pipefish) is the source of this 612-nucleotide messenger RNA. The record is from RefSeq and is a predicted model, not a curated record. NCBI's taxonomy places the organism in Eukaryota, Metazoa, Chordata, Actinopteri, Syngnathiformes, Syngnathidae.
AUGUCUGGCCUGAUGCGCCGAUUGCCAAUACACGUUAUCUUGCUGGCGCUAUCAGUCUUGCUACUCAGUGGUUGCGCAAACAAAUUCUUUCAACCCGAAGCAGCAGAUACAGAUACCUGGUCUACACGUCAAGCGACUCUGCAAGCACUCCAGAACUGGGAUGUCAGCGGUCGCAUCGCUGUCAUCAACGGUAACGAAAAUUGGCAAGCCAGUUUACGCUGGAAGCAGCAUCUGGAAACCUAUGCAAUUGACUUGAUAGGGCCACUGGGUCAGGGCCGCGUUGAUAUUCGUGGUACAGCAGAAGCGGUCACUUUGCGAACAGCCAAACAGAGCUUUACUGCGAGCGAUGCUGAUAGUCUGCUGGAGCAAGCCACCGGUUUACGUCUACCGCUCAAUGGUCUGCGCUAUUGGUUGCGUGGCCUGCCAGAACCAGGCCAAGAACAGAAAGUCAGCUUGGAUCGAAAACAACUCUUGCGCCAGCUUAAGCAAAGCGGUUGGUUGAUUGACUAUCACAACUAUAUCCAAGUGGAUCAGUUAGAUUUACCAAAGCGAAUUACAGCGACGCAAGAUGACAUCGCAGUCAAGUUGAUCGUUUCAAAAUGGACUUUAUAG